CAGGCUAUUUGGGAUAAAAGGAAAAGGAAAAGGAAGAAUUCCAAACCCUUGUGGAUCGUGGGCCUUUAUUCCUGGGGCUCCCUCAACUCAGACGGACCUCCACGAAAUACAACUCAUAUGUGACGCUAUACACCAUAUAUCCAGUCCUUGACCGGCCACACCGAGACUAGAACGUCAUGGAAAUCCAAGAUGUGCAGUUGACAGCUCCAGCUACUCAGUUCAUCCUAGUGGAGUCUCGAGGGGAAUCCUACGCUCCCCCUAUCAUGGGAUCAGUGACCAUCACAGUACCAUCGCCUGACGCCCAAUCCCUAGAAGCCUGCACCGUCAGUAUAGCGCUCACACGAGCCGUGGGAUUCAAGACACACCGACCCUCCUCAACCGAGAAAAACGACCUUCUACUCCAAAAGAUCCUACGAAGACGGUCCAUCCGAAAACGGUCCAGUGCUUUCCAUGAGCCCGCAGUGUGCGCCAAUAUAGAGACCCUAACGCAGUGCAAUCUCUGGCAUGCCCCUGAGAAAAUCGAACACAACCACGAUCAUGGCACCACGGACUUGCACUUCGCUUUUGCAAUCCCGAUCCCUCAUAGCCUCCCAGCCUCGACAGACACCAUGCUCGGGAAACUCUCUUAUGCGAUCAAAGCCAGCGCCCGUUCGGCCUCGGGGAGGUCAAUAGAUACGAUACGACCGAUUCGGAUCCAGCGGUGUCUUGUUCCGCAACAUAUUGAGACGGCUCAUCACUCGCGAAACUUUGCCGGCGAAGAAUUCGCGACGGAGCUGCGGAUUACGCCGCGGGAAUCGGUGGACCAAGGUAUCAAGACUGCCUAUUCUGCGGAAUUAGUCGCCUAUGGAACCAUCACGGAAGGGGUACGGAAGACGGAGGUGAAACAUGCUGUGAUCAAGGAGCUCAAGUGGAUGGUUGAAGAGACAGUCAAGGGGCCGUGUCCUUCGAGUCAGGAGGAGUGCUGUCAGAGUCAGCAUAUACGCCAGCUUUGCGAAGGGAAGCGAAAGGGGAAUUGGAAACCGAUGGGUCAUUCACCAGGGAUGACAGAGAAGGGAGAUAGGAUCGAGAUUCUAUUCGACGUCAGCAUACCCAGGAGUGCGGGCGCGACAGACGAGCUGGAACCCUGCGAAGAAGCCGCCGGGCUCAGCGUCAACCAUCGACUGCGAUUGGAUAUAGUCACCGGGGAGGAUACCUUUGAUCAGGCGACAGGGAGGCUGGUGGAUCGUCGACCUCGGAAGAAAUCUUUUGUUUCGUUCUUUGCGCUCCCAGUGCUGGAAUUUGCUUCGAGAGAGGAUGCCACAAGUGGUUCUUUCUCUGUAAGCAACCUGCCAAACUAUACAGAUUCAGUCAAGCCUCCUAAUUACGAAGUGAUGGAAUAA
Aspergillus melleus is the source of this 1379-nucleotide messenger RNA. Its product is annotated as Endocytosis regulator. The transcript has a single exon. Lineage: Eukaryota; Fungi; Ascomycota; Eurotiomycetes; Eurotiales; Aspergillaceae. The record is from RefSeq and is a predicted model, not a curated record. Bases 177 to 1379 code for a protein of 400 amino acids.